Messenger RNA from Helianthus annuus (common sunflower), 991 nucleotides. RefSeq names its product mannose-P-dolichol utilization defect 1 protein homolog 2. NCBI's taxonomy places the organism in Eukaryota, Viridiplantae, Streptophyta, Magnoliopsida, Asterales, Asteraceae. The record is from RefSeq and is a predicted model, not a curated record. The transcript is spliced from 8 exons. Bases 64 to 777 code for a protein of 237 amino acids.
UCUUUGCUUCAGAUUUUGGCAAUUUGGUCCCAAUUUUUCCAAGAGAUCCCCCAGACUGUGAAAAUGGUUCGAUUGGAGUUCUUGGGGAUGGAUUUCACCUGCGUUUAUGAGUCAUUAACCGAUGCCAAAUUCCCCCCAAAAGACUGUCUUCUUCCACUCAUCUCCAAGCUCUUAGGUUACGCCAUCGUUGCCGCAUCCACCACCGUUAAACUCCCUCAGAUAAUGAAAAUCAUUCAACAUAAAAGUGUGAGGGGUCUUAGUGUUUUGGCUUUUGAAAUGGAAGUGGUUGGUUACACCAUUGCGUUGGCAUACUGCCUUCACAAAGGCCUUCCGUUUUCGGCUUACGGGGAGUUGGCCUUUCUUCUGAUCCAAGCUAUAAUUUUGGUUGCAACUAUCUAUUAUUUCUCUCCACGUGUGGGCAACUCAACAUGGAUCCGUGCAUUGUUAUAUUGUGGCCUGGCACCGACAAUAUUAGCUGGGAAAAUUGAUCCCCUUCUUUUUGAAGCUCUAUAUGCAUCCCAGCAUGCAAUCUUUUUCUUUGCUAGGGUCCCACAAAUUUGGGAGAACUUUAAAAACAAAAGCACAGGGGAGCUUAGCUUUUUGACUUCGUUUAUGAAUUCUCUUGGCUCGAUAGUAAGAGUUUUUACCAGCCUACAAGAAAAAGCUCCAACAAGUGUCGUCAUGGGUUCGGUUGUCGGGAUCUUGACGAAUGGUGCAAUCUUGAGCCAAAUCAUCAUGUACCAGAAGCCAACAAAGAAAGAGAAGAAAAAAGAUUAGAAGAUCAACAAUGUGACCACUUUUUAUAUGCAAAGUUCCUCUAAAACAACCGUUUAGCCGUUUAGCCGUCGCAGUUUGCAUACAGAACCUCUCUUGGUUUGAUACAAUUGUUUUUUUUUUUUUUUUUAUUAUUGUUAUUAUUUUCUUUUGCAGCUAAGUGAAUUAUUCAACAAUCUUUGACAUGAUAUAUGUAGUCUUUAUGACUUAAACCCGA